Messenger RNA from Lytechinus variegatus (green sea urchin), 5262 nucleotides. RefSeq names its product ribosomal protein S6 kinase delta-1-like. The transcript has 12 exons. Gene Ontology annotation, molecular function: protein kinase activity; phosphatidylinositol binding; ATP binding. The coding region runs from base 296 to 4777 and encodes 1493 amino acids. Gene Ontology annotation, biological process: protein phosphorylation. The record is from RefSeq and is a predicted model, not a curated record. Lineage: Eukaryota; Metazoa; Echinodermata; Echinoidea; Temnopleuroida; Toxopneustidae.
UCGAUCGAGUAUAACAUAAUACAAAUAUAUUUGUUCAUCAUUAAUUUGACUUAAUAAAAAAAAAGUAGUAUCAGAAAUGUGGCACCAGAAAUGUAUAAUAUUUUACAUCGAACUGAUUUGUAAUAUGAAACUCAUAUAUUGUGUACUAACUACCUUGUUCAGAAUGAAUUAAAUUCAGUAAAAUUAUAGUUUGCAACAAGCCCAGUCUCUCGAUCGUCCAGCACCGUGUGAAUCGAUCGAGAGAUCCGGAAUCGGAUCCACCAACUAUUGUGUGAUUACAAAAUGGUCAAGCGAAAUGGCUUCCUCCAAGAAAAAAGAAACUUGGAUUAGGAGUUUCAACGUCACCGAGCCUACAAAACACGAAAAAGGUUUCACGGUGUAUAAAGUUACCUACAGGGCAUUCAGAUUGGAUAAAGCAGAGGAAGUGAUUGAGGUUGCUGUGUGGAAGCGGUAUAAUGACUUCAAGAAACUCCACCAAGCUCUUUCGCUUCUCCACUACCAUCUACGUAGACCAGAAAAAUUUCCAGAUUUUGCAAAGGCUCGUUUCUUUGGGAGAUUUGAUGAGAAGACCAUUGAAGAAAGAAGGCAAAGUGCCCUGAGACUUUUAGAGUUCACUGUGAAAGUACCUCCUCUUGCUAAGUCAACCCACUUUGUUGAAUUUUUCAAGGGAGGAGAGACUGUGACCAGGAGAAAAGUGUCAUCUGAAAACCCAAUCCUAAAACCUCAAGUUGCAAACCCUAAAUCUGACAAUGGAAGCUUCCCCAAUCAACCUCGUAGUAGUAGAGCUAUGGCAGCUUCCAUUCCUAGAAUGGAGGGGGAGGGUGAGGAGAAUCAGGGAGGGGCAUCUCAAACUCAAUCUCUUGCCACGUCAGGGAAUGAACUGGGAGGGGUCUGGCUACAUCGUCAGCAGGAGGAUGAAGAACAAAAAGGGGAGGAUUCAGAAGGAGGAGAAGGAUACGAUGACAGUGAGGAUGAAAGGACAACAUUUAGCGAAGACUCUAUGCCCAGUACACCUCUUCCACAGCUAGAAGAAUUGACAUUCUUUGAUCCACUUUCACCAUCUGAACCUGGGAGCACAGAGCCUGGUACACUACCACACUCCAACAGCUGGCUCUUUCAUGCUAUGGAUAUAUGUGCUGAACUCAACCGAGAUUCUCCUGAACCUUCAUCCAACUCUCAAGAUGAUCCUACCCCAGCAAGCAGCAUUGUUACCGGUGACUCGACCGACAGUGGAAUCACAGUCACCGUACCCCCGUCACUGCAGUCGUAUUCCUCCGAUUCUGCCAUUUCCUCUGUUUCCUCCUCUGGUGGUAUGACUGCGAACCGCAACAGCCACAACUCCCUUGCCAGGGCGUACCUGAACUCACUCCGUGCCCAGCAGGCUGCUGAAGAAGAUGCCAAUUCCACCGGUAUCACUGACAGUCGAAGCGUUGCCGCAGGUGAACGCAGCCGCCAUGUUUCCGAUGAUAGCAUCUCCAAGUGGAAUGUUAGUGGAGAGGAUGACUAUCUGUAUCAAGCCGCUGGUAAAAUCAGUUUGGCCCUGGAUAAUCAGAGCGUUGGCAACUAUCAGGCUUCCUUUGAUGCGUACAAAGCUGGUGUAGCUAUAUUGCUGAAUGGAGUUGUCGCUGACAAAAGCAAGACAAGAAGAGAGGCUGUUAGGCGGAAGACUGCUCAAUAUCUAAUGAAGGCUGAAGACAUCUACAACAAAUAUUUAUCAGUAGAAGCAUCUAAUGCAAGAAGAUGGGAGUCUGAGAAGAUGGCAAUGGAAGUGGAUGCCUCCUCUGCACAUCUACGUGGAAACAUUGAUGAGCUGAAAUCCUACAAGGUUCUUGGUUGCAUUGAUUCUGUUCUUCUUGUCCUUGAUAUGUCAACUUACCAAACAUUCAUCAUGAAAUCCCUCAGCAAGUGCAGUGUACCCAACACCAAGAUGAUAACUAGAGUGCCUGCCUUCUGUCCGUACAUGGUGAGGCUUUAUCGCUACUUUGAGACAGAGAGCUCGAUCUUUCUCUUGCUUGAGCAUGCCACUGGUGGGAAGCUCUGGAACUAUGCAAGUCCUUAUCUCAAGCAGCAAAAAGAAGCAACUGGGAGGCAUGAGCUUGCUAACAGCUUGAAGAGUAGCACUCUCAGUCGACAGUCCCAGCGUUCCAGGUCAGGGAGUACACGAAGCGGAAGAGGGUUGAAGGAUGAUGUCUUCAGUCCGGCAGAAGCUGUUGAGGAAGCCACCACUCAGGUGGAGGAUACAUCUGAUACAAGUCGUGAUCCAGAUGCCCAUGCUGAUGCUGCCUCGGUUGGUAGUAUAGAAGGGAAGCUUGUACCUUCACCAGCAGUUUCUGGUAGCUAUGUGAACUUACUUGAUGCAUGUGGGGAAUAUGUAACUGGUGGGGAACACUUGGGAGAUGGUGAGACCAUCCCACAUAAGAGGUUGUCUGAUUCAAAUUUGAAUGAUCUAGUUUCUCAGAGUUCAAACUAUGACGAAUGUGUUGACAACGCUCGAACAGAGCAAGAUGACAGUCUAUUUCUAAGUGACACUAAUGAGGAGACUGAGAUGUUUAGUCACGGUGAAGUCUUUGGAUCCACACCUUGUAAAGUAGUCUUGCCUGAUGCGAAAGAAAGUAUGUCAAGUGCUCCACCUGCAUCAAUGGCUUUAUUUAGCAUCGACAGCAUAGAAAGCCCUAAUGAAUACAGCAUGGGUGAGAUAGGUGAUUCAUCAGUUUUUGGUUUUGAAUCUUCUACAAGUGGACCUCCAAUAGAUGCUGUUCCUGUUGAAGCUGGAUCAGUUGACCUUGAAGUGAAGUCUGAGACAGAGAAACUGGACCUUGAUCCUGCCAGAGUUAUUGCUGAGGCACUAGCUGUUGUCCAAGAAGUUGAACAGAUGCGCAAAGAAGAAGCUGAUAUAGAUAAUUCAAUUUCAAAUCAAGUGCUCAAACAAGAAAAUGUGGUCGAUUUCUUAGAGAACAGUAAUAUCAUCCAGGAAAUUGUAACUGAUAAAGAAUCAACUUCUGAAAUGCCCAAUGCUGGUGCUAUGGAGAGCUCUCAGGCUUUCUUGGACACCAGGGCCUUUGGAGUAUUCAGCGAGGAAGAGACGGUACCCGGUGUCGAUCUAGCUGAUUUCUUUGAUUCUGGCUCGCCAAAGAAGAGGAGCCAGUCAUUAUCUGAAAAACCCAGCAGACAUGACUCAAAAGACAGUUUUAGCAAUAAUUCUCGCCCUCCAUUCAUGCAACAGUCCAGCAUGAUGGAAUUUCGGAUGAAUGAACCUUUAGGAAAGCACUCUCUGAUCAGAGACACAAAACGAACAGUGUCCAUGGGUGCAGAUACUCGCUCUCAGGAAGAGAACGUCUGGGAUUCAUUCUUUGACGGAGGCACUCCAGACACAAAAGGGUUUGGCUUUGAUACCAGUACAGGUCCAAAAGUAGUUGAGAGUAGAUCUUUAGUUACAGGCUUUCAGGAAACUGCUGAGCAUGUUGCCCCUGAUAUUUUGAAUUUACCAGAUGUGCCAAAAGAGAUUCCAAGAGAUUCUGAGAAUGAAGACAACGGUUUUGGCGGUGUGUUUGAUGUGAAGGAUGAUCAUAAUGUGGCUGAUAGUGGGGAUGCUGAUAUUUACAUUCUUGGAGACAAUAGAUUAGACUUGAGUUCAGGAGACCAAGCUGAAGCGGAUGCCCUUGCACAGCCAAGACAAAACCCUGAUGGAGCUUCUUCAGAGGAAAUUGAGAAAGAAAUGCAAAUUGCAAAGACAGAAGGAAAUGCUUCAAAUGAUAACCAAAAGGACAUGAAUUUACACAUUAAUCCAUUUGAUAAUGACAAACAGCUGAUUAUAACCAGUAGGAAAGAUUCAAAUUCUUCUACAGCAUAUGUGAGUGUUGAUCCAUCAGAUGCUAAUUUACCCUCCUCAGGUGUGAUGAGGGACUUUCCCAGUUCGUCCACAGUUUCUGCACAGUCAACCCCCCAACAUACUUUCCAACCAAUAAACUCAAAUCCAGAGAUUGCACCUCCAUACAAUAAAGUUGUAACAGCCCCUGUUGUUCCAAGUAGUAUACCAGCAGUGUCAACAGAUUCUUCUAAUGUACUAUGCCACAGUGGGGAAGCAGUAGAAGACAACAUAUAUGGUGAAGAGAAUGGACUGGUCGGAGAAGCAAACACAACCCCCACAAAUUCAAGGACAUCCACUCUUAAGGGGGAUACUUUACACAUGAAAGACACUUCUUUGCCUUCGCUCUCAAGAUUGUUUUCUCAUCUGGAUGAUAUGAGGAGAUCUAGAGCAGAGAGCAGUUCUGCUACCCUGCCUGAGUCCUGUGUACGCAUCUGGGCAUCUGAGAUACUUGUUGCUUUGGCCACGCUUCAUGCUGCUGGCAUCACAUGCAGAGACCUUAAUCCAGACAACAUCCUCCUAGCGGAAGGUGGUCACGUCCGACUGACUUACUUCAGUCAGUGGAAGUGGGUGUGUCAGGAGAUGAAUCCCAAGGCUCAGAUCAACAUGUUCACAGCUCCUGAGGCAACGGGUAUCUUCGGGGUUGGACCGGCAUGUGAUUGGUGGAGCUAUGGGGUCAUCUUGUUUGAAUUACUCACUGGACAGUCUUUAUACAGCUGCCAUCCUAGUGGGAUCAAUAGUCAUACACAACUUUUCAUUCCUGAUCACAUCUCACCAGAAGCUAAAAACCUUCUCACACAGCUAUUACAGGUGAAUCCUCUGGAGCGUCUAGGUGGAGGUCAGUCUGGGGCUGAUGAGGUCAAAGUUCACCCUUUCUUUAAAGGGGUCAACUGGUCUAAUCUCCUAGGCUGAAGGGUUGUGGGGUUAUCAUAGAGCUUUCAUGUAUGGAGUGUGGCUAGGAGCUACCCUCUCAGAGUGUCUUGAUGGAUGUCGUCAAGUGUUGAUGAGGUCAAAGAUCUACUCAUUAUUAAAAGUCACCUAGCUAGGCUGAAUUAUUAUAAUAAGGUUAUGAUGUUUGACAUUUACACAUAUCUGAGAUUAUGGUCUCUGUAACUGUGUCUUAACUUUGAUUGUUGCAGAUAUAGUACUAAACUUUGAAUUGAUCAUUAAAACUGAACCUUUGAGCAUUGGGUCAUUUAUAUCAGACAAAGCUGAUAUUGAGAUGAAAUGGACAUAGUUCUUGAUUGGUGAAAGUGUAAUGUGCAAUUGGAAUAAUGACAAGUUGAGUUGCAGUUAGACAAAUAAACGGGUAGCAGAUAUAAAGGGAUAAUACCAUGAGGGAUGAGACAAAAGAGGCAUUAAACCAAUGCAAUCCACCCUUUAGUGAUAUCGUCAGU